GAGCGGAGCGGGAACCGGAGGGACCGCAGGCGGAGCGGGGCCCGGGGCGGCAGGCAUCGGUGAAGGCUGGUCUGCAUGAAAAUACUGGCUGAGGAGUCAGGUGUGCUCGACAAGGAGUGGUGCCCCUUGGGAAGAAAGCUCUGAUUAUUAACGGGAAAAUAAUACUGGAACAGAAUGUUGCUUACCUUUUGCCUGAAAAGGUGAAAUCUUUUCAAACAGAAAUGGCUGAUAAGGGUGGAAAGAUCCUUCCAGGACAAUUGUACAUUCAAGUGGAGUACGACUAUGAGUACGAGGCCAAGGACAAGAAAAUUGUGAUUAAGCAAGGGGAGAAAUACAUCUUAGUGAAAAAAACUAAUGAUGAUUGGUGGCAGGUCAAAAGAGACGAAAAUUCCAAACCCUUUUAUGUGCCAGCACAGUACGUGAAGGAAAUACCCCGAAAAGCACUGAUGCCACCUGUUAAGCAGGCAAGCAUGCUGCCAAAUAACACUUUGAAGUUGACACAUGGAUUACAGAGAUCGACAGAAAAUGUGAAUAAGUCACCAGAGCUUUCUAGUUUUGGAAAAUCUCCAGUUCAAGUGUCUUGCUUAGUUCGAGAUGCCAAUCAAAAUCUGGGACCGAACAGUACCCCUGCUCAAACUCUUGGUUUGAGUCUGGACCUUACCCAAAACAAUGGAAAACUUAACAACGAGUUGCAAUCUCCCAAGGUUUCCAAUCAGUUUAGAACCAUCUCCAUGGGUCAUUUCCCAUGCCCAGAGUUCUUGGAAAUAGAGAAGACCAGCUUUUUGCAUGAACAAUCUUGUGAUUCAGCAGGAGAAGGCUCAGAAAAAAUUCACCAAGAUUCAGAGUCUGGAGAUGAACUCAGUAGUAGCUCCACGGAACAAGCACAGCCAACUACUCCACCAAGCCAAGGGAGGCCUGAUUCACCAGUUUAUGCUAAUUUGCAAGAACUGAAAAUAUCUCAGUCUGCACUUCCACCACUACCUACAAGUGCUCCGGUCCAAAUAAAUGGGGAAUGGGAAACCCAUAAAGAUACGACAGGACGCUGUUAUUACUACAACAGAGGAUCACAGGAGCGAACCUGGAAACCUCCACGGUGGGCCCGAGAUGCAAGCAUUAAUAAAGGGGAUCCCCAGAGCCAUGCAGAUCAUGAGCAUCUUUCAUCAGAAGAAAACGACCACAGUUCUUGUUACAGCCAGUCAGAUAGUCAGUAUGGUUCUCCUCCAAAGGGUUGGUCAGAAGAGUUGGAUGAACAUGGUCAAACCCUAUAUACCAAUGACUAUACUAAUGAAAAGUGGAUAAAACAUGCAGAUGAACAAGGUAGACCAUACUACUACAGUGCUGAUGGUUCCCGAUCAGAAUGGGAGUUACCUAAGUAUAAUGCUUCACCACAGCAACAGAGAGAUAUAAUAAAGAGUAGGAGUCUGGACAGGAGGCUACAAGAACCAAUAGUUUUAACAAAAUGGAGGCACAGCACAAUUGUGCUGGACACCAACGACAAGGAAUCAUCAACUGCUUCUAAGACCAGCUUUCCUGAAAAUGAGUCCUCUCCUUCUUCACCAAAGCAUCAAGCCACAGGCCAAGAAAAGUAUGGUUUAUUAAAUGUGACAAAAAUUACAGAAAAUGGGAAGAAAGUUCGAAAGAAUUGGAUGUCAUCAUGGGCAGUGUUACAAGGGUCGUCACUGCUGUUCACUAAAACCCAAGGAAGUGGAACUGGCUGGAAGUUUGGUGUCAAUCAGUCUAAGCCAGAAUUUACAGUGGAUCUCAAAGGGGCGUUGAUUGACUGGGCCUCAAAGGACAAAUCCAGCAAAAAGAAUGUUAUUGAGCUAAAAACCCGCCAAGGAACUGAGCUCUUAAUUCAAUCUGAUAAUGACGGCUUUAUUAAUGAAUGGUAUAAGGUUCUUAACUAUACCAUCAAUAAUCAGGUAAUAGAGCCUGAUGAACCAUUAGAAGAUGAGGUACCAGAUUCUCCUGGGGUGGAAAAACAAGACAAAGAGAAAGAGAAGGAGAAUAAAGACUCUAAGAAACUUCGUUCAGUGAAAGCACCUAGCAAUAUAGAUUCCACAGAUCAGAAAAAGACCAAAACGAAGCUCAAGAAGUUUCUGACACGGCGCCCUACGUUACAAGCCGUCCGUGAAAAAGGCUACAUUAAGGAUCAAGUUUUUGGUUCAAAUCUCACCAGCUUGUGUCAAAGAGAAAACGGCACGGUGCCAAAGUUCGUGAAGCUGUGCAUUGAGCAUGUUGAGGAACAUGGAUUAGAUAUUGAUGGCUUAUACAGAGUUAGUGGCAAUCUUGCAGUGAUACAGAAGCUAAGAUUUGCAGUCAACCAUGAUGAGAAACUGGACUUGAAUGACAGUAAAUGGGAAGAUAUUCAUGUCAUCACAGGAGCUUUAAAGAUGUUUUUCAGAGAAUUGCCAGAGCCGCUGUUCACUUACAAUCACUUCAAUGACUUUGUCAAUGCAAUUAAGCAAGAGCCAAGGCAGCGUGUCCCUGCUGUUAAAGAUUUAAUAAAACAGUUGCCAAAACCAAAUCAGGACACUAUGCAGGUACUCUUUAGACACCUGAAGAGAGUUGUAGAAAAUGGAGAAAAGAACCGAAUGACCUAUCAAAGUAUAGCGAUAGUUUUUGGUCCAACCUUAUUAAAACCAGAGAAAGAGACUGGUAACAUAGCAGUCCACACAGUAUACCAGAAUCAGAUUGUAGAGUUAAUUCUACUGGAAUUGAAUUCCAUCUUUGGACGCUGACGUUUUUCUUGAAGUAGAAACUGGAAGUGAUGAGUUGGCAGCAGUACUCCAUCAGAAGGAAUUAUUUUAUGUUUGUGGACCAAGCAGCAACUCAUUUUUUGCACUUUUGGGGGGGGGAAGAAACAGGAGAAAUGUUUGACCACUUUAAUGCGAAUUAAAGACAACACUUUGGAUUUCUUUGAGAAGUUCAAUGUAAAAAGUGAAUUGAAAAGUUUAUAGUUUGCCUUUUUCAAGUAGCAUUGGAAAAAUGUAAUAUAGGUUCAUACACUGGAGUUCUUGGAGAGUAAAGCCAUUAAUCUCAAACUGGAUAAUCUGGAAUUUAAUCUCAAAAUUCUUCCACUUGGUAGGGAAAAGUCCUGCCAAAUAGUAUGGAAAAAUUCAGUGAAGAAACACCUUAAGCUUGUGUAUUACAACCUACUCAGAUCUCUAUGACACUUUUCCAAGGGGUUUCUGCAUGUGGUGCCUGUCUUGGACUUGCGCUAACAGUUUGGUUUAGUUAUUCAAAUCUAGUGCUUCACUUGGUAUCUGCUGCCCCUUUUCCUUUUUUUUUUUUUUCCCCCCCUUUUUUUGUUU
Molecule: messenger RNA, 3314 nt
Organism: Pipra filicauda (Wire-tailed manakin)
Lineage: Eukaryota; Metazoa; Chordata; Aves; Passeriformes; Pipridae
Gene: ARHGAP12
Product: Rho GTPase activating protein 12
Exons: 19
Coding region: 222-2741 (839 amino acids)
Biological process (GO): signal transduction; regulation of GTPase activity
Cellular component (GO): cytoplasm
Molecular function (GO): protein binding
Source: RefSeq, a predicted model, not a curated record